Messenger RNA from Propithecus coquereli (Coquerel's sifaka), 318 nucleotides. Its product is annotated as chromosome unknown open reading frame, human C7orf65. Lineage: Eukaryota; Metazoa; Chordata; Mammalia; Primates; Indriidae. The record is from RefSeq and is a predicted model, not a curated record.
AUGCAAUCAGCGUUCAAAGCCCGCUGGGGAACCAGGGAGCCACUGUUUUUGUUCAAGGCAAUCACAGAGGCUGGGCUCGCCUAGAAUUCACAUGGAAUCACCGUAGAGAGGGCUGGUGGCUUGGAAGAGGUAGAGAAGGCUGGGGGUCGGAUGGGCACAGUGCAAGUGCUUCACACGAGUCCUUUCACUGGUCCCUGGCAGAAUGUGGGAUGGAACACUUUCAUUGUGAGUUACGAACAAGGAAAGGGGGGCCCUGAGAGGGAGGGAAGAAAUGAGGGCCCGGCCAGGGGAUGUGGAGCUGCAGCCAAACCCUCUUGA